Messenger RNA from Effrenium voratum, 390 nucleotides. The record is from the annotation of a GenBank genome assembly. Lineage: Eukaryota; Dinophyceae; Suessiales; Symbiodiniaceae.
AUGUCUGCGUACCAGGACGUAUUCAGUCUGCGGCGCCUGCGCUAUCGAGAAAGGCCCGCGUCAGUUGUGUUCCAAGGCAGCGGCCAGGCUUUGCAUGAAGCCGAGCUGACUGCCCUUGCCUUCCCAAGCUUUGCCCGCAACUUGCUGCCCACCUCUCGUUCAUUCUGUGCCGGUGGCCGUUUGGCCUGCGUUUCUAAGCGCAGGUUGGACCGACGGCUGCGCGAAUGGCCCUGCAUCGCGGUUGGCCCUGCGCGGAUGUCUGCAGCGAAGGUCGUGUGGGUGCUCUGGGAAACGACUUGCCUUGAACACAGUAGAAUUUCCAAGUCAUUCUGCCAUUCAUGCGCGCAGAUUGCAGUUGCUGGUGUCAGAGUUUCUAAACAUCCAGCUUGA